Messenger RNA from Suncus etruscus (white-toothed pygmy shrew), 1128 nucleotides. RefSeq names its product cell death inducing DFFA like effector c (gene CIDEC). Gene Ontology annotation, biological process: apoptotic process; regulation of apoptotic process. Bases 218 to 937 code for a protein of 239 amino acids. The record is from RefSeq and is a predicted model, not a curated record. NCBI's taxonomy places the organism in Eukaryota, Metazoa, Chordata, Mammalia, Eulipotyphla, Soricidae. The transcript has 6 exons.
AAUGUCAUGAUUAUUGAUAGCCCCAAUAUUUACAUCUAUUCCUUUCAUUUUGUGUGUGUAUAUGUGUAUUUAUUUUGGAUCAUACCCAGCGCUGCUCCUGUUACAGCUGGUUCGACUAGGGAAUCACUCCUGGUGGUACUCAAGGAACCAUACGAAAAGCCAAAGAUUGAACCUGGGUCUGCCAUAAGCAAGGUCCAGUGUGGUUCAACUGACGAGGAUGGAUUACGCCAUGAAGUCCCUCAGCCUCCUGUCCCCUAAGUCCCUUUCCAGGUAUGUGGCCGUGAGCACCACCUCUGUGGUGACCCAGCAGCUGGUGCCCGAACCUGGCCUGGAGGUGCCCCGGGCCCGUCCCUGCAAGGUUAGCAGCGCUGACCGCAGCGUCCGCAAGGGCAUCAUGGCACACAGUCUGGAGGAUCUCCUCUGCAAGAUCCGGGAUGUCCCACUGCUGGCCAGCAAGCCCUUCUCCCUGGUCCUGGAGGAAGAUGGCACUAUGGUGGAAACAGAAGAGUACUUCCAGGCGCUGGCCAAAGACACAGUGUUCAUGGUGCUCCAAAAGGGACAGAAGUGGCAGCCUGCACGGGAGCAGGGAAACAGGUACCAACUGUCUACGUCAAGGAAACCUGCCCAGAAGAUUGAUGUGGCCCGUGUCACUUUUGACCUGUAUAAAAUGAGCCCCCAGGACUUCCUGGGCUGCCUGAAUGUGAAGGCGACGCUCUAUGGUACCUACUCCCUGUCCUACAAUCUGGACUGCGGCAAGGCCAAGUGCCUUCUCAGAGAAGCACUUCGAUGGGCCCUAUUCAGCAUGCAGGCCACGGGUCAUAUGUUGCUUGGCACCUCCUGUUACAUGGAGCAGCUUUUGGAUGCCACAGAAGGCGGGAAACCCCUGGAGCACAAGGCCCCGUCCCUCCUCCCCACCUGUCUAAAGAUGCUGCAGUGAAGGCUUGCCUUAGUCCCCCCCCUGGCCAGCUUGUAGCACCCACAAGCUUGGCAGCUAGAGAGCUUCUUGCCUUAUCACACCUCUCUUACCCCACAGGAACAUGAAAGAGAAGCAGUGGGGAGUGGGGUACAUGGACACCACAUCGGUGGCUAAAAGAGAAUUCAGAGUUCUGGGCCUGACCUGGCAAGCUU